CGCGGGGUCGGGAACUCUCCUCCCUGUUUUUCACCCGAAGUUCGGAACGAUAAACGCAAGAGGAAAGGGGAGGCGGAACCACGAGAAAUCGCUUCUCCUCUCACUCUGAGCGAUUCAGCCCGGCGAACGCUCGCUUGAGUUGGGGAGAGAAGCUUCGAUUCCACCGUCCCAGUGGAUUUGGGACUGCCACUGCCAUGGAGGAGCAGUUCAUCCUCCGCGUGCCCCCAUCCGUGGCGGAGCGGAUCGAGCGCCUCAUGAAUGAAUCCGCCGCUGCCUCCUCCAACCCCGACGAGGCCUCCCUCGACCUCUCAUUCUCAGAGGAUGGAAGAAAUGGUACAUUUAUGAUUGGUAAUGAGAGCUUUCCUGCAUCUCUCUUGGAUCUACCUGCUGUGGUGGAGUCGUACAAAACAUAUGAUGAUUCUGUGCUAAUUAAAACUGCUGAUGUUGGUCAGAUGAUUAUGGUAAGAGAAGAAAAUGAUCCUGCUCCAGAAGGAGUUGAAUACAAGCAUGGGCUUACUCCUCCAAUGAGGGAUGCACGCAGGCGACGUUUCCGCAGAGAACCAGACUUGAAUGCAGAGCUGGUUAACCAAGUUGAGAAGCAUCUUAUAAAUAUCAUGCAUGGUGUAUCUGUCAAUCAAAAUGCCAGUGUGAUAGGAGCUGAAGAAGGUGGUGAUCGUAAGAAACCUCCAGUAGCUCGUGCAGCCACCAAGCAGCCAGAUGUUCAAGAGCCUGCUGCGAAUGGAGAGGAAGCAGAACCUGACAGGAGCGACACUGAUGAGUCAGAGAACUGAAGUGGCCAUGAAUCGAGUGCAACUGCAGUGGUUAGUUCCACAUUUAGUUCCAGUAUCUUAUAGGGAUAUAACACUUUCUAUCUAAUAGUUUAGUUCCACAUUUCUUUAUAGGAGUAAUUCAUAACAAGAAACCCCUUCGCCUCUUUAUACAGAAACAGGGGUAUAUGUGGCAUUGAUAAAAACUAUGACGGUUGAAAAUUAAUAUCUAAGGAUUACAUUUUGUGUCCUUUGUUAAAUUAAUUAAUUUUGUGUGAUUGAGCACCA
Sorghum bicolor (sorghum) is the source of this 1055-nucleotide messenger RNA. Its product is annotated as transcription initiation factor TFIID subunit 7. Bases 195 to 791 code for a protein of 198 amino acids. Gene Ontology annotation, molecular function: RNA polymerase II general transcription initiation factor activity. Gene Ontology annotation, cellular component: transcription factor TFIID complex. The record is from RefSeq and is a predicted model, not a curated record. The transcript is spliced from 5 exons. Gene Ontology annotation, biological process: transcription initiation at RNA polymerase II promoter; RNA polymerase II preinitiation complex assembly. NCBI's taxonomy places the organism in Eukaryota, Viridiplantae, Streptophyta, Magnoliopsida, Poales, Poaceae.